Messenger RNA from Colletotrichum siamense, 447 nucleotides. RefSeq lists its product as uncharacterized. The transcript has a single exon. The record is from RefSeq and is a predicted model, not a curated record. Lineage: Eukaryota; Fungi; Ascomycota; Sordariomycetes; Glomerellales; Glomerellaceae. The coding region runs from base 1 to 447 and encodes 148 amino acids.
AUGGCGACGCCAAACACCGACAUGAUACUUGCCAUGCAAGAUCCCUACAUGCAGCAAAUCAUCGACGGCAUCAAGACCUACGAGUUCCGCAAGUACAACAUGGAAGGCAUCAAGAGAAUCUGGUUCUACAAAACCGCCCCUCACUCCGCCAUCACCCACGUCUGCGAGGUGUCUGCCGCUGCAACUCGCAACCCCGGCGACCAGCCCAUCCCUGAGAACGGCCUGGGCAACAAAGAAUUCAAUGACAGGCACCCGGACUGGGACGGCUACGACUUCGCCUACCGCAUCAACUCCGUCUACCAGAUCAACACCUCAGACGGCCAGGGUAUCACGUGGCCCCAGAUGAGAGAUGAGCAUGGAAUGAAGAUACACCCCCGUGGCCGCGUCAGACUGCCGGCAUCCAUCGCAGAGCAAUACCCCUGGCGCCAGCAGACCAGAAUUCGCUGA